CGUGGUUUGUUGACCUGGCUUCUCAGAUAAUGAGGCAGAUAAGGGAGACGGCGGGAAAAACGUUUCGCCGCUGAAGACCGCUUUAGCGCCUCGCGGCUCACGCCGUCAUCCGCCUACAUCAUCCGCCUCCUACUUCAGUCCACCCCUACGGCACAGCCUCUUCUACGCGUCGUGCGAUUAAAGUACGCGCCGGCGAGAAGUUUCCGAGUACUUGUCCGCGACACGCGGACGUGGAGCCUUAGCCGCGACUUCGUAACGCGCGAGACGGCCUCCGCUUUUCCUCUCGCGGCUCUCCCCCCCGAUUUUUCCCACGUGGAUCCGUGGAAGAUUGCGAUCGGGUGUUUAUAUCGCGAUACGGCGCCACCAUGGGCUUUGGAAGCUUACGGGACGUAAAAGACGACAGCAUGCGGCUGUGCUGCUCAAGGAAGGACGAGGCUGACCCGCUGCGGUCGGCGCCGGAAAAUGGGGCUACGAAAGAACCGCCAGCGGGGAACGACAUAGAAAGAUUUGGAUUUUACCAGAUGGCGAUGUUCGCAUUUAUUAGCGUGCCGCUGAUGCUAACGGCAGGCUUUACGCUUUCCUACGUGUUUACCGCGGGCGAGGUGAAAUACAGAUGUUUAGUGCCGGAGUGCGAGAAUGCGGGGAACACGACGUUGGAGCCGCCCUGGUUCAACGCUUCCGCGCCGAAAAAGGACGGGGUUAUUUCCGGUUGCGAGCGUUACGUGGUGCGAGACAACCACCCGGACACAUGCACGGAGGCGUCGUUCACCAACGUUACUCGCGGCUGCGAUUCUUGGAUUUACGAUCCGGACGAGCGUACGAUACUCAACGAGUGGGAAAUUACCUGCGACGCUAAUCGAUGGAAACUCACGUUGGUCGGCACGAUACAGAACGCCGGUCAGUUCGUCGGCCUGAUGUUCGCUGGAUACAUAUCCGAUAGAUACGGGAGACGAACCUUUUUGACGCUGGCGACGUCUCUGGCUGGAGUCAGUGGCUUGAUACAUUCCUUCUCCGUGAAUUAUUGGAUGUUUCUCGCAUUCGAAUUUCUCGAUGCCACCAUGGCGGCGGGAAUUUACAGCGCGGGAUUUAUUUUAGGAAUGGAGACGGUAGGGAUGAAAAACAGAGUCUUCGGGAGCACCAUCCUCAGCUGGAUGUUCGCCGUAGGUGAGAUCUUGCUGGGACUGUUCGCGAGUUGGCUAAGAUCUUGGCGAGCGCUCCUUAGAGUAGUGUACGGCCCGGCAUUGCUGGCCAUUCUCCUGCCUCUGCUCAUUCCAGAGUCGGUUAGGUGGCUACUGUCAAGGGGCAAGCACGAAGAAGUGGAGAAAAUAUACCGUAAAAUGGCCCGAAUGAACGGCCUGCAAGUAACGGACGAGGCCAUCACUGCGUUCAAGCAGUUAAACACAACUAAGGACGAAGAGAAGAGCGAGCUGGUGAUAUCGGACAAGAAGAAACCGAUCGUGCAGGUUCUACAUAGCUCAGUGAUACUCAUUCGACUGUUGGUCUGCUCGUUCUGCUGGCUCACGAACACGUUCGUUUAUUACGGACUGUCGUUGAAUUCCGUGGCGUUCGCCGGGGAUAAGUACAUCAAUUUCAUGCUCGUCGCGGUGGUCGAGAUACCGGCGUAUUGCCUCGCCUGGGUGCUGACCGAUCACAUUGGCCGUAAACCAACGCUCUCCGGCGCGUUCCUGCUGAGCGGAACGUUCUGCCUCGCAAUCGAGUUCAUACCGAAAGGAGCCUGGAGUUACGGGCCUUUACUUUUAUACAUGGCCGGGAAGCUGUGCAUCACCAUGGCGUUCGCCACCGUCUACGUCUACACGGCGGAGCUGUUCCCGACGACGCUCCGGCACUCCCUGCUCGGAAUUUGCAGCAUGACCGGCCGCGUCGGGUCAAUCUUAUCGCCGCAAACGCCUCUCCUGGCGCAAAUAAUGCCUUCGCUGCCGCUCAUCCUGUUCGGGUCCAUGGGCAUGAUCGCGGGCGUCCUGUCCCUGAUUUUCCCGGAAACUUUAGGGACGAAACUUCCGGACACCGUGUGGGAGGCGGAGAACAUUGGCAAGUCAAACGGGACUCGCGAAAUUCCAGGUCUUAACACGCCACCACGCCGGAGGAGCAGCGCAGAACGCUAAGACGCGUUAAGUCUUUCUCUCUCUCUGUCUCUCUCUCUCUCUUUUUCUCUCCGUGGAAGAGCGGCGAUAGCUUUUAAAAGUUUACUAACGGCGGCGGCCCCGAGAUGCACCCGGUGACGCCAGACAGAGAUAAAGGGGGUGGCCUUCGCGAGACUCGACUAAAAUACACGGGGCGCGCACAAUUGAUGGGGAGGAGGGGAAUUGCGAAAUCCCGCCGUGCUCGCCGCAACAACGGGCGCGACGCACGCUCGCAGAUUUUAUCUGUCGGCGAUUUGAAUAAGCACGGCAUAUUCCUCCCCGUAACUGUUUACCCUCCGCCGUCGCUGCCGCUACGCCCGUCGUCAUUUGUCUUACUCCCCGCGUUUAUCCGCGCGCGCCCGCGCGUGCGGAAGAGAAGGAUUAUAAUAUCUUCCGGUAAAGUCCCGGUGUUCCCACGGUAUCUCGAAAUCUUCCGAAAUCUCCUCGACGUGCAUGCGCGUGCAAUUCGCGAGGUGUUAAGUGGAACUAGAUCGGAACUCCGAUGGUCCGUCGCAUUUCUACGACACUUAUAUAUCUUCCUCGCGCGUUAUCUUUCGCCUCGCGAAUAUCGCGAUACUCGCGCGACGCUGAAAACAGGGCAAGAGGCAGUGAUGUGGGCUGCCCCGCUGAUAACACGGGCCCUUUUUAAAAUUACAUUAUAAGCAACGCCGUUUCUUGCGAGAGAUUUUUUAUUUCUUCUCAGCGUAGUUCCCGAAAUUGCGGAACAGUCGCUACCGCGACUGGCGAGACUUCUUUUUGUUAACAAUUGACGUUUAUCUUUUACAACGCGCGUCCAAGCUGCGAUGUUCAGUUUAAUGUGGUAUAACGUUCGCGAUUGACAAUUUUGUACUCUGUAUUAAUUUUCAAACUGCAUUCCUAUUUUGCGAAAGUAAAUAAGUUAUCAAGCAUUUACUAAUUGCAAGUUGAAUAUGUUCUCGCUGGGAUACAAUGAAACUUUGUUAACGUUUCUAUUAUAAUAUAUUAGGCCUCGCAACAAGCUGGUGUUACAGGCCUGCAGUCCACAUUACGGAGCGUUGCUUUUCAUUACAAAUUCUUGUGGUUUCUCAAAUAACGGGGACCACAUUAUCGCCAAAGUCGAAACGGAAGUCGAGAUUACGGACACCGAAUGCAUGUACGAGACAAAAAUGAGUCUAAAGAGAAAGAGAGAGAACAGUGAAGAAAUUUUCAGUACCUGCAACUACUUUGCAACGACUUGUGCGUUGCGUUAACACUCCAAGUUUUGAUGCCCAAAAAGCUAGAAAGGAAGCCUGUUUUGCUCGAGCAUUUAGAAAACAAAUUGAUGGAUAACGAACACGGAUUUAAGAAACUGGAUGAUGAAGAAUGAAUAUACGGCGUGUCAGCUGUAGUGUGUUCAUACCGAAUGCGUUGGAGCCGAGAGAUUAAUUUAUACGUGUAAUUUUAGAAAAAAAUUAUAUACUUUCUAGAUUUGGCUUACGGCGCGUAAAACCACGUAAGUCUGAUAUUUUAUUCCGGUGUUCGCGAACAUUUUACCUCGCCUCGUGAAGGAACAACAUUUUAAUUCGCCUCAGGAAGGAAUAACUUGAUGAAGUGUAUGUAAGAGCAGUUGCGUAGAAAAUUUAUGCGUUCGCAAGUUGGGCCCCGGACCCACCUUACCAAUUUAAAGAGGGUUAGCUUUAGCUUUACCGUUAGCUUUAGUUAGCUUCAAGGCUACAUCGAUACUUACGUUACAGUUGCUUUUUCAUUUAACUAUCUUUUUCAUUUUAAACGUACUUUUGUUGAACCUAAAUUAAUAAAUUGCCAUUUGCGAUACUUUCAAGAGAGAUUGGGGUAUAACUAAAAAAAAAACUUUGCUCAAAAGGACAAAGUGGAGGUCUAUAUUACCAUAUCUUCCUCUGUCACUUAAAAGAAAAGAAAACUGAAUCGCGACUCGUUUUACCUAAUUGUUUCGCGGAGAUCGUAGCACGUAGGGCGAAUAUAAAGAUGUGUAAAGAGAAAUGCAAAUGUCACAGUUCUGUAUGUUCCACGCCGGGAUUUGCUUCGCGUAGCGAUGCGCGGACGAUUUGCUCGUACAUGCACCGCCAUCGCGCACCUGUCAACGUAAAACAUUCACGAAACACCGAAUGUCUACCGUGUAUGUUAUAUAGCGCAGUUUGACCGUUCAGUAUAUGACAGGAGCUUUAUUUUUACUCUGAGCCCUUGGUAUUUCCAUCUUGUAAUUCACUGGCGUGACGUAAAACAUAUAUAUCCGCUGUUGAUUCGUUGUGGUAAUUUAGUUUUAAUUAUUCCAACGAGGCAUGGCGCGCGCGUGUUACGCGUGUCUUAUGUAUAUUUUAGCCGUUUUUAGUUUUAUCGCGAUUUCUUAUAUGCACAUAUAUGGGAACAAUGCCGUGUCUAACGAGAGUGCAAAGUAUUACAAAUCGGAGCAGGAGUUUCUGCACACGUGGAACUUUUGUUUCUUUUUUUACCUGCAACAAAAGAGACUCAAUUCAUCGAGACCGUUAGGUGUACACCGUUGUAGUAUUAAAAAUAUCAAUAAGUAUUGCGAAUUUUUUAAAGAGACAUCGAUAUCGCGUGAUUUGUAAUGCGACUGUGAGGAACAAUGUAUUCUUAUGUAACUUAACGAUAUUGGAGAAAAAUGGUUAUUUUGUCGAAUGAAUUUUGUAAUGUGCGCAAAUGUCAGAUAUAUAUAAUAAAUAGAUUAUUCUUUA
Molecule: messenger RNA, 4831 nt
Organism: Vollenhovia emeryi
Lineage: Eukaryota; Metazoa; Arthropoda; Insecta; Hymenoptera; Formicidae
Product: solute carrier family 22 member 5-like
Exons: 11
Coding region: 366-2123 (585 amino acids)
Biological process (GO): transmembrane transport
Cellular component (GO): membrane
Molecular function (GO): transmembrane transporter activity
Source: RefSeq, a predicted model, not a curated record